AUGUAUCCUGAGGUGCCUAUUGCUCUGAGAAUGUCGGGACAUCUUCUACUUGGGGUUGCUCGUAUAUAUUCAAAGCAAGUUGACUAUCUUUAUGAAGAUUGCCAUGUUGUACAGAUAACAAUAAACAAGGCCUUUACAUCCGUGAACGUCAAUCUACCCGACGAUGCAAAUCAUGCACCAUUUCACUCUGUCACUUUACCAGAAAAAUUUGAGCUUGAUGCCAUGGAAUUAGACAAUUAUUCAUGGUGUGAGAAUGAUCAUCUUAAGAGCUACGAUGAUAUUACUUUGACAGAGCAAAUUCCGACUGGGAAAGAUCCAUAUAUUGUCAUCACUUUUGAUGAGGAUUUUCCAAGGGAUACAAUAGGGACCAUGCCAAUUGAGGAAGAUAUUCCACAUCCGGUUCAAGAGAACAUAAUUCCUGGUUUCAAAGACCAGUCUCUGAGCAAACAGCAACUGCUUGAUGAAGGAAUUGCUGAAGAGAGCAGUCCUCCAGAUUUGCCAAGUCAUGAAAUGAUGCGGGAUGCUAAUUAUGGUUCUGAUUUCAAUGAUAAUCCGACAUUGUCUGAUCGAGCUGACCCAGACCCAGAGAUUUUGAAAGAAAUCGAAAAAGAUAUAGAAACUCAUACUCCAUAUGUAGAAAAGCCGGAAGUACAUUCUACAUCUCAGAAGCAUCAAGAAUCACAUUCAUAUAAUCAUUCAGAUCCUCUGAUGCCUUUUGUCCACCAUUCGCCUGAAGAAGAAAUUCGAGCAACCCCACCUGUUGCACAACCAAAAGUCAGAAAGAGGAAAAGAAAGCAGCCCUUUGACAAGUCUACUGUGUUGAGCAAUGGGUAUAUGAGAAACUCGCUAAAUGACACCAGCGAUAUUCGUCGUGUGAACAAGAACUGUCCUUGCUCUUCUCUGGACAUCUGGAAAUUAAACAACAGAAUAAGAAAGGAUGGUGCCCUUUUUGAGCCCUUGAUAACCGGAGUAUGUGCUGAACUAAGUGAUACCUUUAAGGAAGAGUUUAUUUCUGCAAAGCCUCAUUUGGUUGCCAUGCAAGAAGCUCAUGUAGAGGCUGUAGUUGAUCCUUCUUCAUCUAUGCAUGAUAAUGGUGUGGAAAGUGAACUUCUUCGUAAUAAUGAGUACAACUCAACAAAUAUAAUUACGCCUUCUUUGCCCUCACCAACUACUCCAAGUAGAAGAAAUGACUUCACUCCCGACGCCGCCAAUUUUGGGUUCCAAUCAGAAUGUGCAGAAACAACUGAAGGGGCUGGAACGUUGCCCAUGUCAGAUAUUGGAGCAUCUACUGGCACCUUUUAUUCUGACAUGGAAACUCCAAAGACAUUCAAUGGGGAGCAUUCAGCACUUUCUGAUAUUCCUGAACUUGUAACUUCUGCUGGAGAGCUUGGUUUCUUAGAACAAGAUGAUCAUUCGCCAGCUGGAUCUCAAGGAACCCCAGAAGCUGGGUUUUUCUCAAAAAAUCAGGGGACUCCUGAAGUGCACACCUUGUCUUCUCGAACAAGAGCUUUGGCUCAAUAUUUAAAAAGCCAGGCCGCAGUAACUCCCGUCUCUGGCAACUCAGAAGAGUCUUCUGGAGAUCUCAGUUUGCUCAAGAUUUUGGAAGGCAAACCGAGAAAAAUAUGUGCUCGAAUGUUUUCUGAGACCUUGGUUCUUAAGAAUUAUGGACUCGCUAAAAGUACUCGGCAGUUCUUUAUUUAUAUAGGUCCACCUCCAUCUCGUUCAGCAGAAGCACAUCAUCGAAGUCUCCGAGCUUUUUGUAUAUUGCAACUCUGGCUUAAUCUGAAGAAACUGGAGCGUGUUUUGCAUCAAUACAAAGUGAAGUUAACUUAUUUAUAA
Fraxinus pennsylvanica is the source of this 1839-nucleotide messenger RNA. NCBI's taxonomy places the organism in Eukaryota, Viridiplantae, Streptophyta, Magnoliopsida, Lamiales, Oleaceae. The record is from the annotation of a GenBank genome assembly.